This is a messenger RNA of Aptenodytes forsteri (emperor penguin), 1530 nucleotides long. Its product is annotated as hematopoietic lineage cell-specific protein. Gene Ontology annotation, molecular function: actin filament binding. The record is from RefSeq and is a predicted model, not a curated record. Gene Ontology annotation, cellular component: cortical actin cytoskeleton; plasma membrane; actin filament. Gene Ontology annotation, biological process: regulation of actin filament polymerization. NCBI's taxonomy places the organism in Eukaryota, Metazoa, Chordata, Aves, Sphenisciformes, Spheniscidae. The transcript is spliced from 14 exons. The coding region runs from base 70 to 1530 and encodes 486 amino acids.
UGUCACUAGCAACAGGUGCCUGAGCAAAAAGCAGCAAAUUUGCCAGCAGGAGCUGGUGAGCCUUUUAAGAUGUGGAAAGCAGUUGUGGGACAUGACGUGUCAGUGAAGGUUGACGCUCAGGGAGACGACUGGGACACUGACCCUGAUUUCGUGGUGAGUGUCUGCAUCCAUCAGCUGAGGAACAAGGUGUCAGAGGAACAUGAGGUCAUCAAGAAGAAGGAGCUGGAGACUGGCCCCAAGGCCUCCUAUGGCUAUGGCGGCAAAUUUGGAACAGAGCGGGACCGAAUGGAUAAGUGUGCAGUGGGCCAUGAGUACAUUGCUGAUGUUGGGAAGCACUCCUCGCAGACGGAUGCAGCCCAGGGCUUUGGGGGGAAGUACGGAGUCCAGCGGGACCGAGCUGACAAGUCAGCACUGGGCUUUGAAUACAAGGGUGAGGUGGAGAAACACUCAUCCCAGAAAGAUUACUCCAAGGGCUUUGGUGGCCGUUACGGUGUGGAGAGGGACAAGGUGGACAAAGUGGCAGUGGGAUUCGACUACAAGAGCCAGGCAGAGAAGCAUGACUCUCAGAAAGACUAUUCUGUGGGCUUUGGUGGUAAGUUUGGAGUCCAGAGGGAUCGUCAGGACAAGAGUGCCCUUGGCUGGGACCAUCAGGAGGAAGUGCAACCCCAUGCAUCCCAAACAGACUAUGCCAAGGGGUUUGGAGGCCGUUACGGGGUCCAGAAGGACAGAGUAGAUAAGAGUGCUGCUGGCUUUAAUGAGAUGGCAGCUCCCACCUUCUCAUAUGAGAAAACAAGACCACUGGAGGCAGGAGCUUCCAGUGGCACCAGCAGCCUGCGGUCACGAUUUGAAAACAUGGCUAAGUCAGCAGAGGAGGAGAGCAGAAGGCAGUCAGAGGAGGACCGGGAAAUCCCACAAAGAGAGAAGGACCACACAGAGGGAGCCCCUACCACUGUGCCAGCAAGGGUGCCUGGGAGUGCUGACCGAGACAGGCCUGUGUCACAAGGAGAACAGGAAGCAAAAAGGGAGGAUGAGGAAACACCACCCACUUUGCCACCAAGGCCAGCAGAUUUGUCCGAAGAGCUGUGCAAGAUCCCCAGCCAGGAUCAGCCCAUCUACAGUGAAAGUUUGGAUGUCAGUGGAGACUAUGAGGAGCUGCCAGAGCCUUCUGACUACUGUGGUAGUACCAAUGGAGGUGCUGACUAUGAGGAGCUGCCAGCACCCUUGGGAAAGGUGGAUGCCAUCUAUGACCAUGGAGGAGAUGGAGGUGAGGACUAUGAGGAGAUCCUUCCUGAGGAGCCCAGCCAGAGCCAGCCCCACCUGGGGGAAAUGGACAAUGUUUAUGAGGUGGAGAGCCCUGGGACCUGUGCAGUGGCUCUUUAUGAUUACCAAGGAGAUGGAGAUGAUGAGAUUUCUUUUGAUCCUGAUGACACAAUCACACACAUCGAGAUGGUAGAUGAAGGCUGGUGGCGGGGGCAGUGCCGGGGCAAAGUAGGCCUCUUUCCAGCAAAUUAUGUGAAGCUUCUGCAGUGA